AACUGCGCGAAACUCUUCUCAGGAAGCGCUGAAAAUGUCGCGAUUCGCUCGGAGGCGGAGCCAGUACGAGCUGACGUCAAGGGCACACAACACCUCAAAAGGCAGUCGAGGGCGGGGCAGGCAGGGGGGGACCUGCUGCUGGAGGAGCAGCGGCCCGAGCCGGGGCCAUGGCGAAGCUCCUGAGCUGCGUCCUAGGCCCUCGGCUCUACAAAAUCUACCGGGAGAGGGACUCCGAAAGGGCCCCGGCUAGCGUCCCCGAGACGCCAACGGCAGUCACUGCCCCCCAUUCCAGCUCCUGGGAUACGUACUAUCAGCCCCGUGCCCUGGAGAAACAUGCUGACAGCAUCCUGGCACUGGCUUCAGUAUUCUGGUCCAUCUCUUAUUACUCCUCUCCCUUCGCCUUCUUCUACUUGUACAGGAAAGGUUACUUGAGUUUGUCCAAAGUGGUGCCGUUUUCUCACUAUGCUGGGACAUUGCUGCUACUUCUGGCAGGUGUGGCCUGCCUCCGAGGCAUUGGCCGCUGGACCAACCCCCAAUACCGGCAGUUCAUCACCAUCUUGGAAGCAACACAUCGGAACCAGUCUUCAGAAAACAAGAGGCAGCUUGCCAACUACAACUUUGACUUCCGGAGCUGGCCAGUGGACUUCCACUGGGAAGAACCCAGCAGCCGGAAGGAGUCUCGAGGGGGCCCUUCCCGCCGAGGUGUGGCCCUGCUUCGCCCAGAGCCCCUGCACCGGGGGACAGCAGACACCCUCCUCAACCGGGUUAAGAAGCUGCCUUGUCAGAUCACCAGCUACCUGGUGGCGCACACUCUGGGGCGCCGGAUGCUGUAUCCAGGCUCUGUGUACCUGCUCCAGAAGGCCCUCAUGCCCGUGCUGCUGCAGGGCCAGGCCCGACUGGUGGAAGAGUGUAACGGGCGCCGGGCAAAGCUGCUGGCCUGUGAUGGCAAUGAGAUUGACACCAUGUUUGUGGACCGGCGGGGGACAGCUGAGCCCCAGGGACAGAAGCUGGUGAUCUGCUGUGAGGGGAAUGCUGGGUUCUAUGAGGUGGGCUGCGUCUCCACGCCCCUGGAAGCUGGAUAUUCAGUCCUGGGCUGGAAUCAUCCAGGCUUUGCUGGAAGCACGGGGGUGCCAUUCCCGCAGAAUGAGGCCAAUGCUAUGGAUGUGGUGGUCCAGUUUGCCAUCUACCGCCUGGGCUUCCAGCCCCAGGACAUCAUCAUCUAUGCCUGGUCCAUCGGCGGCUUCACUGCCACGUGGGCAGCCAUGUCCUACCCAGAUGUUAGUGCCGUGAUCCUGGAUGCCUCCUUUGAUGACCUGGUGCCCUUGGCCUUGAAGGUCAUGCCAGACAGCUGGAGGGGCCUCGUGACCAGAACUGUGAGGCAACAUCUCAAUCUAAACAACGCGGAGCAGCUGUGCAGAUACCAGGGUCCUGUACUGCUGAUCCGGAGAACCAAGGAUGAGAUCAUCACCACUACGGUUCCUGAGGACAUCAUGUCCAACCGAGGCAAUGACCUCCUGCUGAAGCUCCUGCAGCAUCGGUAUCCCCGAGUGAUGGCAGAGGAGGGUCUUCAAGUGGUGAGGCAGUGGUUGGAGGCCUCCUCACAGCUGGAAGAAGCCUCAAUUUACAGCCGAUGGGAGGUGGAAGAGGACUGGUGUCUGUCCGUCCUCCGCUCCUACCAGGCAGAACAUGGGCCUGACUUCCCCUGGAGCGUGGGGGAGGACAUGAGUGCAGAUGGACGGCGGCAGCUGGCUUUAUUUCUGGCUCGGAAGCAUCUGCACAAUUUUGAGGCCACUCACUGCACCCCACUCCCAGCCCAGAACUUCCAGAUGCCCUGGCACCUCUAGGGACCACACUGGGACUCAUUAUGGAAGAAUGGGGUGAGAGGAGACAUGAGGAAAGACCCUCUUAUUUGUGAUUCUCUGUGUUCGUGUUCAUGUUACUGUUUAUAGUUUGUGGAAAGUGAGGGAACAUCCCCCUUCUCACCACUGUUCUCUUGCACGUUUCCCCUCAUUCAUGUGGCUGUACUUAACCUUCUCCAACAUACAUCCUGCAUUACAUGAAUGGAUUAUUCCUAAUAAUUAAUAAAAAAGUAUUUUUUCUACUA
Cebus imitator (Panamanian white-faced capuchin) is the source of this 2104-nucleotide messenger RNA. RefSeq names its product abhydrolase domain containing 16A, phospholipase (gene ABHD16A). The record is from RefSeq and is a predicted model, not a curated record. Gene Ontology annotation, cellular component: endomembrane system. The coding region runs from base 168 to 1844 and encodes 558 amino acids. NCBI's taxonomy places the organism in Eukaryota, Metazoa, Chordata, Mammalia, Primates, Cebidae. Gene Ontology annotation, molecular function: monoacylglycerol lipase activity; glycerophospholipase activity. Gene Ontology annotation, biological process: monoacylglycerol catabolic process; phosphatidylserine catabolic process. The transcript has 20 exons.